Molecule: messenger RNA, 4043 nt
Organism: Ochlerotatus camptorhynchus
Lineage: Eukaryota; Metazoa; Arthropoda; Insecta; Diptera; Culicidae
Product: diacylglycerol lipase-beta-like
Exons: 11
Coding region: 1703-3760 (685 amino acids)
Biological process (GO): arachidonate metabolic process; diacylglycerol catabolic process; neurogenesis
Cellular component (GO): plasma membrane; cytoplasm
Molecular function (GO): triacylglycerol lipase activity
Source: RefSeq, a predicted model, not a curated record
UCGGUUUGGCAGGUUUUGGAUCAGUCGCGAAAGUUAUCUCAGCGAGUAAACACGCACACACCCUAUCGUGUCGGGCUACUGUGUCAAGUUUCGCGACGCGUUGUUUUGUGUUUGAAGAACGGUUUGCUUAGAUGCUUCUAGUACUAAGUGGUACCUAUCAUUGGGGGUAAACUUUUAUGUAACUCCCAAAAGCAGUGCACAUCUUCCCCGUUCUGUUGGUUAUGGUAUUAACCAGAAGAGUAGUGGGCAUCAGCUGAAGAUUUGGUACCGCGCGGUUUCGCGCUGGGACUGUAAUAGUGUGUCCAGUGAUAUUGCGAGUUUUUGUGACGUCAAGUGGUAGUCAAGUAAUUUUCAGAGUUUCUUGAUUAGAUUUUUAAUCCCAGAUUGAAUCAGGCUAUAGAGCGUUGGCAUUUCCUUCCAAUCGAGGAAUGUGCGCAUGGUGAUCAGAGACCUGAUGGGACGAAGUUUUUACUGAUUGAAGUUGUUUUCGGAAGUGGUUUUCUUUUAAUCCGAUCUGGCAAGUCGUACGACUAAUAAUUGGCACUGACCGAUCGCACGACCGAUUGGGCGAAGUUGGUGACCAAAACAAAAGAGGCAUUGCCGUCCGUAUGCAGUUGUUCCAAGCUAGUACCGGGGAAGUGUUCAAACAAAACAGAAAAUCCAUUCACUCAGAUCGGAAAUUAUUUUCUCUCGCGAUAUCGGUUUGUUUGUUCGAUUGGAUUUAUUUACUUUCCGUUUUUCCUAAAAAAAACGCGUGGGUUUUAGAUCUGUGAUCAGUUGUCUACAUUUCAUUCAAGUGGUUUCAAGUGCUUGCUACGUUGCUUUUGGCAUGAAGGCAUCGGAGUGAAUCUCCUUGUGAUUGAAGUUUCGUACCAUCAUCGGGAAAAAUUCACCCAAGAAGAGUGCUCACAUUGCAUUGAAAUCAAUCAGAGAAAAAAGUGAGAAGAUUUGCUUCCAAGGCGAAAAAAUAAAAUACAAGAGCAAAUUGAAGAAAAGCAAAAAAGAUAUUACCCAGCGCUGCAAGUACCUAGUGUAAAGUUUUUGCUUCUUACAACAAACAUUCGAAGCGAAACUCGUUUUCUCUGCUAGCCCCUUACCCUCGUCGCAUCAUCGCCUGUAGAGACAAACACACACGGGCGGUCGGUCGAUCUACGGUGCGGUGGAUUUCGCUUGAACCUGGUGUAGCAUAGCUCAGGCUGAAGCAGCCUAGGAGGGUGACUGGAAGGUACGAGAUUUGUGCUUUUCGGUGUAGUGCUGCGGGUGAGGCACCUCGUCACCAGGUGUGUGUGUGUGUGUGUAUGUGUGAACGUGUGGAUCUCUUGUUGGCGCAUUGGUUAUAGGCAUCUAUAAUGUACCAUCAACAACAACAACAGCAAGAACAACCACAACAACAUAGCGAAUAGACCGAAAAGAAUACCUUCCCUGAUCGGUUCGUGCAGUGUACACAAUAAUAAUUGGCCAGGCGCCUGAUGACGACAAAUGACGUGAUGGGCGUGGACGUCUUUUCUGGAAGAUCUACGGAGCUUCAUCAUCAUCAUUAGUGGUGGCAGUAUGAAUAGUAGUGGUAGUAGCAGUAGCAGUGGUAAAUAUCUAUAGCAACAACAGACAUGAGUCUCAUGAGUAUCUACAAACAUCGUAAGCUCCGGGUUGAAGUUCCUGUAUUUUUCGUGUAGUAAAAUAGUUUAUCAGAUUCAGAAAGGUCAUGCCAGCGUUGCGUUUGUUUGGCCGGAAAUGGUUAGCCGCGUCAGACGACCUUGUGUUUCCGUGCCUGUUCGAGAUCGUGUUCCGUAUCGUAUGGCUCGGACUGAUAUCAUGCGUAACGUCGACGUACUGGAGCGUGACCGCGGAGUGCGAUGAACAGGCCGGUCUGGCCGUGCGCAUCUACCUAGCAGGGACCCUAGUGUUAAUUAGUGUAAAUAUAGUUCUACUCGUACUGCUAGUAAAUCGCAGCGCCCAGGGUAGCAUCACCGAGGUGCAGAAGCGCCGCUGGGUGGCGCCCCUUCUGGUUGUUAAGAUACUGUUAAUUCUGCCAGAGACUGGACUGAACGUUUUCGGCACGAUGUGGGCCUUUUGCGGGACCAUCGAGUGUAAAAGUGAAGACAAAAUUUCUCGAACUGUGAUCGAAGCAAUCGUACUAUUCAACUGGGUAGUGUUUGCGCUUAUUAUCUUCGGAUUAGCAAUAGUGUUCGACCCGCUGGGGUCGGCCAAGUAUAAGAACGGCAGGGAUAGCAACGACAAUGGACCCACCGAGUCGGCGAUCCACCGGAAGGUUUCGAAGCUGUGGUUCCGUCGCUUCCGGUGGGCUUUCUGUUGCCUACGGAAGGACGAAUUCGGCCAUGAGGCGUUCACGCAAGUUGCGAGUUUGCUGAGCGCAUUGUUCCGGGGGACGGACCUGGUCCCGUCGGAUAUCAUGGCCGGAUGUGUUCUGCUGAGAGUUCGCCAAAAGAGGGAGACAAGGGAAAUGAGGCGAAUUCGCAUGUUGAACGACGAUGGACCGAGGUACUCCACGGACAUUACCAGAGUGUUUGCGACGUCUCCGGCGUGGAUGACGAUUAAGAAUGCGAGGCAUUUCUUGAGGUUUGCCCUGGCUGCCUACGGGUGGCCAAUGGUGUGCUACAUGCACUGCUGUACCGGACCGUAUCGAUUGAUUCCGAAGAUGACAUGUUGCGCCUGCUUCCGGCGAAAACCUCAAAUCAUCAUCGAUGACAACUGCUGCUUGUGCCACGUGUCUGGCGUCCGGUAUACGUCUCGGAUUCGUAGUGAAGAUGUUCUACAUGCAUCAUUCAAAAAUCACGUUUUUGAGUUACCAUUCUGCAUUCUGGCGGACCACAGCACAAAGAGCAUUGUCAUUUCCAUUCGAGGCAGUCUAUCGAUGCGGGAUGUUUUCACGGAUCUGGUGGCCAAUGCGGAGCGUUUCGAUGCCCCAGGAAUGCCGCAGGAUUCGUCCGCCCAUCGGGGCAUGGUGGCCGGUGUGGAUUGUAUGGUGAAACGACUCCGCGAGGGCAACAUGCUGGAGCGAAUCUUCAAUACCUACCCGGAGUAUACGUUGGUUCUGACGGGGCACAGUUUGGGUGCCGGGGUUUCUAUUCUGCUGGCAGCGAAACUCAGGAGCCGUUUUCCGGAUCUACGGGUGUAUGCUUUUGCGACUCCGGCCGGUUUGUUGAGCCGGGAGGCGGCACGGUACACCGAGAGCUACGCGUUCACCAUCGGAGUUGGAGAUGACUUUGUGAUGCGACUGGGUGUGGACUCGAUAGAGAAUCUGAGGACCAGUGUCAUUGAGACGAUACGGGCCUGUAAGCUGCCGAAGUGGCGUAUCAUGUUGAAUGGCUUUGGGUACGCACUGUUUGGCGUACCGUCACGCGAUCUAGAAACCACGUGGCACGACGUAACGGAAAUCACCAAGAAAGCCGGCCAAAGUCCACUGCUGGGCGAACGACCGAUUCAAACGGUUGCAGCUGUUGAGGGAGGAUUGCUAUCCAGUGAAAUCUCCAAACGGCGAUUUGCCAAAACUCGAUUGUACACCGGAGGAAGAAUCUUGCACAUUGUGCGGCGGAAGAAAACAGAGUUGGAGAAGAAAACCAACACCGGCGGUCCUAUGUUUGAGAUGCGCUGGGCAACGGCCGAAGACUUCACCGAACUAAAGGUGAUGCCUCGGAUGUUGUUGGACCACCUGCCCGAUAACGUGUUCCGCACGCUGACCAAAAUCCUGGAGGAGCAGAAGACCCACAACGGAUCGAUGCUGUCGCUGCAGGAAAUCUAAUUACCUACGUAUCUUCAGAAUUGCCAAAAAACGGAAACUAGUGCAGCUAACUAACCAAUUGAGCAAAACAAAUCACGAUUACAACAUUCCACAUAAUAAUAAUAAUGACCACCCUAUGAGUGCCUUAUGAACAGCGAAUCUUGCCGUCUACAAACAUAGGAAAAUUUGAUAUUUUUUUUAACAUUCCAAACUUCUUUUAAACGAGAAUGUCGCAUAGCUGUAAGUGGAGGAAUAUACUAUAGUUAGUAGUUUAACAACAAAUAACCUAUCAAAUAGGAGCAUA